Emericellopsis atlantica is the source of this 750-nucleotide messenger RNA. RefSeq names its product major facilitator superfamily domain-containing protein. The coding region runs from base 106 to 648 and encodes 180 amino acids. The transcript is spliced from 2 exons. The record is from RefSeq and is a predicted model, not a curated record. Gene Ontology annotation, cellular component: membrane. NCBI's taxonomy places the organism in Eukaryota, Fungi, Ascomycota, Sordariomycetes, Hypocreales, Bionectriaceae. Gene Ontology annotation, molecular function: transmembrane transporter activity. Gene Ontology annotation, biological process: transmembrane transport.
GUCUGUCCUGCAGUGUAUUAGUUUUCUCUUCUUAAAGAGCUUCAGCCCCGUCUUCAAAUCAUCCUCGCAGGCUUGGAACUGAAUGCGCUUCUCUGGUACGCGAUCAUGGCCGAAUCUCAGACGAAGGCGGUGCCGACAUCGGACGCCCAUCAGCCACCACCAGAGCAUGAGGCUACCCUAGAACGAAGCGGUGCCAACCACAAUGAUGGCGAUGGCGAUGAGGACAUGUCGUACAAGGACGAUGAGCAACCUCCUCUGCCCUUCUCCAAAGCCCGGUGUAUAGCGCUGGUCGCAACCUUGACAGGUGCCUCGUUCCUCAACACAUUGUCGCUGCAGAGUGUAGUCAUCAUCUUGCCCACAAUCGGCGACGAACUUUCCAUCCCAGAGAGUAGACUGCAGUGGAUCGUAUCGUCGUAUUCACUCGCCUUUGGUUGCUUCCUACUGCUCUGGGGGAGGAUCGGGGAUAUCUACGGCAAGAGGUUGAUCUUCAUCGGCGGUUCGAUAUGGGUCGCGGCAGUGACGGCGGCCAACGCCUUUGUACCGAACGAGAUUGCGUUUGAUCUCUUCAGGGGUCUUCAUGGCUUGGUAAGUGGGCGGUACCAGAUGCUCUGUCAGGGGGAGCAUCACCUUCAGGGACUACGUGGCUGAUGGCGAUGUGAAUAGGGGGCAGCGGCCAACGUGCCCACGGCAAUUGGCAUUCUCGGCGUCACAUUCCCGCCAGGACGAGCAAAGAACUAUGCAUUCAGCACA